This is a messenger RNA of Colletotrichum navitas, 936 nucleotides long. RefSeq lists its product as uncharacterized. The transcript has a single exon. Bases 1 to 936 code for a protein of 311 amino acids. The record is from RefSeq and is a predicted model, not a curated record. NCBI's taxonomy places the organism in Eukaryota, Fungi, Ascomycota, Sordariomycetes, Glomerellales, Glomerellaceae.
AUGCUUACCGAAAUUGCACGGAAUAUGUAUCUCAAGGCCACAGCGGAUAGAGCCCGGACAAUUAGAAGGGAAAUUGAUCGAAUCCUCAAUUUUGCAUCUCUUGAAGAGUUUGCCACUAUUGCUGCCCAGAUACCGAUACCCGAUGACCCCGAUUGGGAUCUUUUUGAACCCCCCCGGGAAAGCUCCGAUAUUGGGCGGUCGACAUGGGAUGACUCCGAGGACGUGACCACCGACCUAAACGCCGCUGGAUCACGAGCUGUAGAUCCGUUUUCUCCGAGCAACGGCAUACUCGACGAAAACAACUUGGAAGACAUACGAUCGGACAACAGUAGCCUCGCGAGGCUUGUUGAAGUGUUCAGAAUCCGCAUGAGACGAGGCAGCAACGACAGCACAGGCAGAAAAGCUUGUGACAUGCGGAUAACUGCCAGAGAUUCCAUAAAUAAUAGGAAACAGUCGAUAAACGGCCUAUUUCAAGCUAUAAAUCCAUCUGAAAACCUGACGGAGACGGUCAUGCCGACUGUUUCACCCACACCUCGAUCACACGGUUGCCCAGUGUAUCUGCGAAAGCAACGUCUCAUAGUAGAGAACGUCGACCAGUUUUCUUCCAAUAUACCAUUCAAAGACCAAACCCACAACAUCGUCGUCCACGAUCAGUUUUCAGCUAAACACCCUUCAGGCUUACCCAAGACCAACCUCAAGGAACGUUUCACUCAGCUGAGCAACGAAGCCGUUCGCGUACAGUCCUUGUUAAGGUUCCUGAAGUCUCAGGAAAGCACUCCUACCCAGAUCGGGAGGCGACGCGGUCACAAGGGUCGACUGAGGGGUCAAAAUAACAUAGCUCAUCCCUUAAAACAGAGUGUCACAAUGGAGGAAUACGAAGCAAGACCAGAUGCGAUAUUCGGAGAGAAAGGUUAUGUGAGAAUGGUCAGGUGGUAA